CCUUAGACAGUUUCUUCUGGCUUUUUUAAAACAACUUUCUAAAUCUCUACAUUUUUUUUGCAAUUUAUAGAACAUUUCUCUCCAAGUUACUUAUUGCCUUUUUGUCCCAUGUUUUUGAAAGAAACUGCACCAAUUUUGCUCAAGCUUCAAAGGUUUCAGUGUUUGUGAAAGGCGGUUUAAAGCAGCACAGAUGUGAUGUUGCUCCAGGUUUCAAAAGGAUAAAAACACUGAAUCUGCGCUCUGUGAAUGCUUACAUGAUAAGAAUCACUCCAUCUGUUUUCUGCCGGGUGUUGUUUUUGUACAAUUAUCAUUAAAGUCUGUAAACGUGAAACUUCUUAACAGUUUCUUUCAAUUAAGUUUUACCACAAGCUUCAGUGCAGAUUUUAUCUCGAUAUGCUCCGUUUAUGACGGCUCAUGAAUCACUCAUGUCACCUCCAAACAGGCAACAUAAAUAGUACGUCCGGGGCUAUAUAGCCUCGCAUGCUCCGAUCAAAGGUCAUCAGUUCCGGUGCUGAGACAGGUGAUUGUCUUUAGGUGGAGCUGUGCGUCUCGCCCUGCCGGGUGUUCACACUGGAGGUGAGUCUGUCAGGUUGUGUGAUAGUAACCAAGUUGAACCUCCCACGUCACUGUGAGCGAUCCACAGCCGAGUUCAAAGGACACAAGCCCUGCCCUUGAGUCUGCCAGCGAGAGCCGAGCGGUGUUCUUUAUCAGGUGGAGAUUCUGCUGGGAGUCGGCCACUGCAGCCUCGGUCAGCCUGGGAAUCACUGCCUUCUCCUGGAGCUCGCUCACCAACCAGAGCCAAGAUGCCCAAAACGGUCAACGUUCGCGUCACUACGAUGGACGCAGAGCUGGAGUUUUCCUUCCAUCCAAACACCAGCGGGAAGCAGCUCUUUGACCAGGUUGCCAGGACCAUCGGACUGCGUGAGAUUUGGUACUUUGGGCUGCAGUUUGUUGACGCCAAAGGCUUCCUCACCUGGCUGAACUUUGACAAGAAGGUGAUGGCCCAGGAUGUGAGGAGGGAGACUCCCCUGCAGUUCAAGCUGAGGGCCAAGUUUUACCCCGAGGAUGUGGCCGAGGAGCUGAUCCAGGACGUCACCCGCCGGCUUUUCUUCCUGCAGGUGAAGGAGGAAAUUUUGGGGGAGGACAUCUACUGCCCUCCAGAGACCGCUGUGCUGCUGGCCUCGUACGCCGUGCAGGCCAAGUACGGAGAGAAGAACAAGUCAGCACAUCAUCCAGGUUACCUGUCCAGUGAGCGCCUGCUGCCCAAGAGAGUCCUGGACCAACACAAGCUGUCCAAGGACCAGUGGGAGGACAGGAUCCAGGUCUGGCACGAGGAGCACCGAUCGAUGCUGAAGGAAGAGUCCAUGAUCGAGUACCUGAAGAUCGCUCAGGACCUGGAAAUGUACGGCGUCAACUACUUUGAGAUCAAGAACAAGAAGGGCUCGGACCUGUGGCUGGGCGUCGACGCUCUGGGACUGAAUAUCUAUGAGAAGGAUGACAAGCUGACUCCAAAGAUCGGAUUCCCCUGGAGCGAAAUCAGAAACAUUUCCUUCAGUGAUAAGAAAUUUGUCAUCAAGCCGAUAGAUAAGAGAUCUCCUGAUUUCAUAUUCUAUGCUCCACGGCUGCGAGUCAACAAGUGCAUCCUGCAGCUGUGCAUGGGCAACCACGAGCUGUACAUGCGCCGCCGCAAGACCGACACCAUCGAGGUCCAGCAGAUGAAGGCUCAGGCCAAAGAGGAGAGGCUGCAGAAAAAGAUGGAGAGAGAUCAGCUGGAGAGUGAGAAGAAGAAGCGUGAGGCCAUCGAGAAAGAGAAGGAGCAGAUGGAGAGAGAAAAGCAGGAGCUGAUGAUGAAGCUCUACCAGUUUGAAGAGACAACCAAGAGAGCAGAGAGAGAGCUUCAGGAGCAGCUGGACAGGGCCAUGAGGCUGGAGGAGGAGAGGAGGAGGGUGGAGCAGGAGGCGGCCCGGCUGGAGGCUGAGAGGAUGGAGGCCAUAAUAGCCAAGGAGGAGCUGGCCAGGCAAGCCGAGGACCAGAUGAAGAGCCAGGAGCAGCUGGCCGCAGAGCUGGCUGAGUACAGCGCCAAGAUCGCUGUGCUGGAAGAGAUCAAGAAAGAGAAGGAGGAAGAGGCUGAGUCAUGGCACAGCAAGGCUAAGGAGGUGGAGGAGAAUCUGAUGAAGACCAGGGAGGAGCUGCACAGUGUGAUGAGCUCCACUAACUCAGCUCCUGCCAAGGCUCCUUCCUCCUCGUCCUCCUCCUCAGACAGCGAGAGCGACCACGAGCACAGCGAAGAGAACAGCACCUACAGCGCCGAGCUGCAGUCGCAGGGCAUCAACGACCACCGCCACGAGGAGGAGCGACUCACUGAGGCCGAGAAGAACGAGCGCCUGCAGAAACAGCUGAUGGACCUGAGGGCAGAGUUGGCAGAAGCCCGGGACGACAGCAAGAGGACCCAGAACGACCGUCUGCACAUCGAGAACGUCGACGCCGGCCGCGACAAGUACAAGACGCUGCGUCAGAUCCGUCAGGGCAACACCAAGCAGAGGAUCGAUGAGUUUGAGGCCUUGUAGGAAACCUCAGAGACCUGCAGAUCUCUCUCCCACAUUCCUCAUGAAGGCCCCAAUCAGCCAGGUUUUUAACUGAAGCGUGAUGUAAUCACACCUGAUUUUAAAAACCCAGAAAAACACGACGCUGAUCUGUGUAAAAGUACCUCCAUGAGUUUGUUUUACCAGUUUAACUUUUUCUCUAAAAGCACUGUUCUGUUUUGUUUUCUUUGUAGCACUCAAACAUCUCCAGUGUGCUGUUUAGCCUGAUUAAAACUUUAAAACUUAGCAGAAAGCUACUGUGUUCCUCAUGUCAACAAUUUAACUGUGAUAUCGAUCAAAACAAUCAAAAAUGUCAAAUUUGGCUUUGCAGUUUUGUUUUUACAUCAAACCAAAGUUUUUAAAUUAAGAUUUAUUUAACGAUGCCUCAUGCAAUGAUUUGGUUUGUUGAUUAACGCAUUGAUUAUAUUUUUUCGUUUACUACGUGAUGUCUUUUUGCAUACGUAAAACUGCCUAAGAUCCUGAUAGUAAAAAAAAAGAAAAACGAGAAGAAAUUUAUAAGGAAAAAGCCACAGACUUAAACAAAUGGACCUCCCCUUAACUUAAGGAGAAUAACAAAAAACAAAAAAGGAAGAAAAGUAAAAGAACCAAACUAACAUAAUUCAGAAAAUACAACUAAAGCUAAAUAACAAGCACACAGAGUUGAUAAACUAACUGCUGAGUUGACAAAAAGCCAAUGGCAACAAAGUACUUUGGCGGUCAAUAUUUGUCCAUCACAACAUUGGAGGAAGUAACUGCCUCGUUCUGUAAACAGGAAGGUGAAGCCGAUCAGCCUGUCUGCUGUUUAUGAAUUUGGAAAUUAAAUUUAAAGAAACUGCUAAAA
Molecule: messenger RNA, 3423 nt
Organism: Plectropomus leopardus (leopard coralgrouper)
Lineage: Eukaryota; Metazoa; Chordata; Actinopteri; Perciformes; Serranidae
Gene: ezra
Product: ezrin a
Cellular component (GO): cytoskeleton
Molecular function (GO): actin binding
Source: RefSeq, a predicted model, not a curated record